Messenger RNA from Dothidotthia symphoricarpi CBS 119687, 661 nucleotides. RefSeq lists its product as uncharacterized. The transcript has a single exon. Bases 116 to 553 code for a protein of 145 amino acids. The record is from RefSeq and is a predicted model, not a curated record. Lineage: Eukaryota; Fungi; Ascomycota; Dothideomycetes; Pleosporales; Dothidotthiaceae.
GCUGCCAAGAUCGCCACGCGCAAGGAGCUUCCUCUCCGGCUGCAGUCUGCUUCUCCACUCCAUCGACUCCAUCAACACCACUCCAGGAUCAACACCACUUCCACGAUAUCUAGCCAUGUCACAGCGACGGCGAGUAGUCAAGCAACCUAAGCGACUCAUCCAUGAGAUCGGCCCAUCAUCCCAAGAGCCUGAACAGUCGAAGAAACGAAAAUUUACCCGUGAAACCCAAUACCCGUCUCACGUCAGGAAGCAUUUGAACGACUACCAGUCAUUAUGCGUCAGAUAUGAAGAUCUCCUCGUGAAAGCACCAGAUCUUUCAGGGCCCGCUCUCGAUCCAGCGUACAUUCAGGCAACGAAAGAUCUUGGCGAUAUGCAUGCUAUGAUCUCGGACUUUGGUCGCCAGUUUGAAAAGAAACUCGCAUCCUACGAGGAUAGCUGCGAGCGUCUGGAGCGUGCUAAUCGACAGAGGCCUGACUGGUGGCAGCACAUCAACCUAUUUUCACCAAGUACGUGGCUUAUCACAAAUUCUUGUGCAUUUCUGAUGUCUUGUUAGCUUUGCCGAAGGAGUAUCUCAAGCAACUGGAAGGCAAUCCCCCAACUAAUAGCAGCGAAUGGGCUAAGUACCUUUCGUCGCAUCUCAAUGAGGUGAUCUACCAUUUGG